Carica papaya (papaya) is the source of this 2397-nucleotide messenger RNA. RefSeq names its product zinc finger CCCH domain protein. Lineage: Eukaryota; Viridiplantae; Streptophyta; Magnoliopsida; Brassicales; Caricaceae. The record is from RefSeq and is a predicted model, not a curated record.
CAUCCUAUUGUUUAUGAAAUGAGACUGGAGACCAGGGAUUCCAAGGAUGUUAGAGACCUUAGGGGUGAGGGCCGGGAUAACAGAAAUGAAGCAAGGGAGUUAUUAUAUGAAGAGGCAAAGAGGGAUUCUCAAAUUGCUAAAGGUGAAAAGGAUGAUAGUGCUAGGUUUGAGGGUAGAGGGGAUGAUAAUAAAGAGAUGAAGUAUGAAAGGGAAAACCAUAAUGAUCAGAAGGGUGAUAUGAAGAUGGAAAAGGAAGGUUAUGGUCACUUGAAUUGGAAAGAAUCAAAAGAAUACCACAGGGGGAAAAGAUACUCAGAACCCCCGAGUGGAAACAUGGAUUCAUGGCAUAUUUCACGUGGCACUUCACAAGCGUUGGCUGAGGCUGGGAAGGAAGGAUCUGCACCUGAAGAGAGGGAUUAUGUGGAAGGACACGAGGCUGUCGGGGAGAAUAAAAUCGAUUCCAAAGGUGAGGAUAGAUUUAAGGAAAAGGAUAGAAAAAGGAAAGAGGGAAAGCACCGGGAUUGGGCCGACCGAGAUAAGGAAAGGAGUGAUCGUAGGAGCAGCAUGCAAGUAGGUAAUACUACUAGUGAGACCAAGGAACCUGCAAGAGAAGAAAGAGAAGCUGAGAGGUGGGAAAGGGAGAGGAAGGAUCUGAAGGAAAAGGAAAGACUAAAAGAGAGGGAAAAGGACCACAUCAAAAGAGAUUCAUGGAAUGGAAUUGAGAAAGAUGGUACGCACAGUGAGAAGGGACUUCUGGAUGGUUCUGUCAGAGUCCCGGAGCAGGAAAAUCCAGCAACAGAUCAGAAGAAACAGAAAGAUUCAGAGAACUGGAAAAAUGCUGAGAGGGAUCCUAGAGAUAGAAGGAGAGAAAGAGAUGCUGAUACAGAAGGAGAGAGACCUGAAAAGCGCAGCAGGUGUUACGACAAAGAAUCUGAUGAUGGAUGCACUGAGGGUGAAGUAGCUGCAGAAAGGGAAAAGGAAAUAUUCAGUUAUGGAGUCCAGCAGCGUAAGAGGAUGCUUCGCCCUAGAGGCAGCCCUCAAGUGUCCAACCGUGAGCCUCGUUUUAGGUCCCGAGCUCAGGACAAUGAAGGAUCUCAAGGUAAAUCUGAAAUGUCAUCUGUUGUUUACAAAGUUGGUGAAUGUAUGCAAGAAUUGAUUAAGCUGUGGAAAGAAUAUGAAGCAUCCCAAAGUGAUAAAAAUGGAGAUUUCCCAAAUAAUGGUCCCACCCUUGAAAUUCGGAUACCUGCUGAGCAUGUCACUGCUACCAAUCGUCAAGUCAAAGGUGCCCAACUGUGGGGGACAGAUAUAUACACUGAUGACUCUGAUCUUGUUGCUGUUCUCAUGCACACAGGUUAUUGCCGCCCCACUGGUUCCCCCCCGCCACCUGCCAUUCAAGAGUUGCACUCUACCAUCAGGGUUCUGCCUCCACAAGAUUGCUAUCCAUCUAAGCUGAGAAACAAUGUUCGUUCCCGUGCCUGGGGAGCUGGAAUUGGUUGUAGUUAUCGAGUGGAGCGGUGCUGCAUUGUCAAGAGAGGUGGUGGAACCAUUGAUCUCGAGCCUUGUCUUGUACAUUCUUCCACCGUAGAGCCUACCCUGGCUCCAGUUGCUGUUGAGCGAACGAUGACUACAAGGGCUGCAGCUUCGAAUGCACUGCGGCAACAAAGAUUUGUACGAGAAGUUACAAUACAGUACAACCUCUGCAAUGAACCUUGGAUCAAGUACAGUAUAAGUAUUGUUGCCGACAAGGGUCUGAAAAAGCCCCUCUAUACAUCUGCGCGCUUGAAGAAGGGAGAAGUUCUUUACCUAGAAACACAUUCGUGCAGGUAUGAGCUCUGUUUUACUGGGGAGAAGAUGGUCAAAGUAGCACAAGCAUUGCAAGGGCAUGAUGCAGAGACAGAGAAAUCACAGAAUCAUCACUCACAUUUCUCAAAUGGUGAAAAAAAUGAAUCUGAUAGCAUCUUAAUUGAUGUUUUCCGGUUUUCUCGUUGUAAGAAGCCUCUUCCAGAGAAAGUCAUGCGUUCCAUGGGGAUUCCUCUCCCACCGGAGCAUGUGGAGGUACUGGAGGAGAAUGUUGACUGGGAGGAUGUGCAGUGGUCACAAACCGGUGUUUGGAUAGCUGCAAAAGAAUACACUCUAGCCCGAGUGCAUUUUCUCUCAGUGAAUUAGCUGCAACUAUGUACUAUGCAUCUCAUUCUCAUAGCAUGUAUAUAAAACAUUUUAUCUAAGAUAUUCUGUGGGAACUGGAAGGGUGUAUGGUAAGUAAACUGGGAAAAAUUUGAUCCAUUUUUUGGGUUUCCUUUGGUUUUGGAAUCUUUUGGUGGAUGGUGGAAUCAUCAAACCUCGAAUGCCAGUUUUAUUUAAAAAUUAAUACAAAUUAUUGUCGGCAUUUCUAAUCAA